CAGAGCCUCAAUCGCAUCGUUGCCCCUGUUCUCACUGUCACGUAUGGCCUCAGUGACUCGGCCGGAGCUCUAUCUUCUACUCGGACCCGGUUGUCUACUUUCCUCCUGUGCCUUUGUCCGCCUUCCCAGCUCUCCAUUCACCAUCUGCAGCCAAUGACCUCCAACAACAUCGAGGGCCGUGAUAUCCCCGAACAACGACCCGACAGUAGCAGGACAACGACCUUGCGCCGGUCCCGGGAUUUCUUCACCGUGCCUGCUCCAGUAAAACGGAUCUUCGACUAUUUCCCGCUAGUAACCUAUGCCGCGAAUGAGCUUCCCCACUACUCCUGGUCGACGCGACGUGGAAACAACCGCUUGUUUGUCUUUACCGAUAUUGCGGGUGCCCAGCGGGGGAGCCCUUCGUUCAACCCGCAGUGUCUUAAGUGGCAGGCCUACUUGAAAUUUGUAGGGGUUGACUUUGACCUGGUCCCCUCGAACAACCACGCAUCCCCAACCGGCGCUCUCCCUUUCCUUCUUCCCGCCCUCCCGCCUGGCCCCGAAACUCCGAUUCCGUCCGGCAAACUACAGAAAUGGGCUAUUGAACAGGUCCAUUGCGAAGAAGAGCAGCAAUUGAACCCGCGCUUCAACGUAUAUUCGUCUCUGCUGGAUCACCGGAUCCGAAAUGCCUGGCUUUACCUCCUCUACCUAAACCAUGAGAAUUUCGAAGCUGUCACUCGACGCCUUUACGUGGACUCGACAUCGUCCAACUUCGCCGUACGCGCCGCCCUGUCAAGCCAAUUGCAACAAGCCGCGCGCGACGAGCUCCUGAAGUCGUCGCAAUUCAUCGAUGCGAGUGCUUUGGAGGCCGAAGCGGCGGAAGCAUUUGAGGCGCUUUCUACUCUCCUAGGCGAUCAUGUCCAUUUCUUCAAUAGACCCAAUCCCGGACUAUUCGACGCCAGUGUCUUCGCAUAUACGCAUUUGCUCCUGGAUCAAGGGAUGGGAUGGAAAUACAACAGACUAGGGCAGCUAUUAUCACGGCAUGAUAAUCUAGUCCAGCAUCAGGCAAGACUCCUGAAGUUCUUUUAGCCUUCAGCGCUAGUAAUGCAACAAAGAAAUAUAGAGAGCAAAAGCGCACAUUUCAUAGGCCUGUAUAAUAAUAGCUUCACAUUACUGUUCAAUUAUACUCAACCCUAAAACAC
Aspergillus ochraceoroseus IBT 24754 is the source of this 1178-nucleotide messenger RNA. Its product is annotated as putative mitochondrial outer membrane protein (Sam35). Gene Ontology annotation, biological process: mitochondrion organization. Bases 154 to 1065 code for a protein of 303 amino acids. Lineage: Eukaryota; Fungi; Ascomycota; Eurotiomycetes; Eurotiales; Aspergillaceae. Gene Ontology annotation, cellular component: SAM complex. The record is from RefSeq and is a predicted model, not a curated record. The transcript is spliced from 3 exons.